This is a messenger RNA of Saprolegnia parasitica CBS 223.65, 370 nucleotides long. RefSeq lists its product as hypothetical. The transcript has a single exon. Lineage: Eukaryota; Oomycota; Saprolegniomycetes; Saprolegniales; Saprolegniaceae. The record is from RefSeq and is a predicted model, not a curated record. Bases 26 to 370 code for a protein of 114 amino acids.
CGCCGUCCCUUUAAGAUCUCGGAGAAUGCUCUGCUUGAACAACACGUCCAUUGACACGCUGUGCAAAGCCCCGUCGCGAUCGUCGCCCGUCGUCGUGACGCCCAAGUACCUCGCACAGCUGAGCAAGCGCCAGAACACACCCGUGGUUCCACUGCCGGCGUGCUACGCCCACGCCAAGUACGCCACGUCACUCGUCGGCGGGAAGCGCGUGCCUUUUAUACCACACCAGGUGCGCCGGCUGCGUGCACGCCGCUGCAUGAAGCGUAUUUCUCCCAUCUUUGAAGACGGCUACCAUCAUAUCUCGAGGUCGUCGUUGCCGGUGGUGGCAGGCCCGACGCUAGCGAUGCCUGGCAUGAGCUGCUAUCUCUAG